AUGUCAACAAGAAUCUAUCGUUUAUGGCAACCUGGGAAUCCUAAGUUGCGAAUAUUUUUGCCGGAUUUCUGGAUGAAAGUAGUAGAUCCAUAUCCGGUCCGUAUACCAAAACAUGUCGUCAAGUUUGAAGUUGACAAAAGGAUGACAAAACACGACAUAAGAGAAUAUUUGGAGAAGAUAUAUUGCCUUCCAGUUCGGGAAGUUCGGACUUUGGUGAAAGCUGGUGAAGUUACUUAUGAUUUUCCGCUUGACAAAGAGAAAAGAAGAGCAUUGUGGAAAGAAGAUGAAAGAAAAUAUGCAUACGUCUUUAUGAAAAAAGGUUUCGAAUUUAAAUUUCCAAAUUUGUUCGAAAAAUGCGAGGAACAAGAAAUGUGGGAGAAAAUGAAGCAGAAAAUACCGGAUGUAACGAACGCAGACUAUAUAAAUCGUGAUCGUGAUGGCAUAGGAGAACUUCUUCCUUAA
This is a messenger RNA of Thelazia callipaeda (thelaziosis nematode), 462 nucleotides long. NCBI's taxonomy places the organism in Eukaryota, Metazoa, Nematoda, Chromadorea, Rhabditida, Thelaziidae. The record is from the annotation of a GenBank genome assembly.